UCACAUGACACUCGCAACGCCACCUUCUACCCCAGACUCAUCAGCCACACAUAGCUGUGUAAGCAGUGACCGUUCGCAUCACGCCCUCCCCACAUGAUCCCUUCCUGACGACAACGACCCUCCGCCCGGCCCUUCCUUCAACCUUUCCGCAGGCAACCAAUACCCAGAAAAGGUUCAUAAGUGCUCGUCAUACACCUACGCGACAUUUUACUUGCAAGAAUCCUUUCGACGACAAUUUCAAACGCCUCCGUCAAGGAACAAGUCAAAUCAAGCGUACACGAUGGCCUCCAAGACAAAAUACGCCCCGGCGCCGACCCAGGACCCCGACGAAGCAUCAAGCUACGCCCAGGCGCCCCCCGCCUACCAGGCCGAACCCACCGCCGCCUCCGACACCGAUCGCCUCUUCGGCGGCGGCGCGCCUCGCAGCAGCCAGGAUGACGACCUCCCCGAUGACUUCAAGUUCGGCGGCUCGGUAGCAGAGGCCACGACCGACAUCAGAAACCAGUUCAUCCGCAAGGUCUACGCCAUCCUCACCGUCCAACUCAUCGCCACCGGCGCCGUCUCCGCCCUCAGCUUCUUCAGCAAUGGCUACAAGACUUGGAUCCAGGCCCACCCAGGCCUCGUCUUCGCAUCCCUCUUCGGCUCCAUCAUCAUGAUGCUCCUCACCUUCUGGAAACGUAAAUCCUACCCGACAAACCUCCUCUUCCUCUCGGGCUUCACCCUCAUGGAAGCCUACACAAUCUCCGUCAUCGUCUCCUUCUACAAGGCCGGCAUCGUCCUCAACGCAGUCUUCCUCACCGCAGGCAUAUUCAUCUUCCUCACCGCCUUCGCCUGCCAGACAAAGUACGACUUCACCUCCUGGAUCCCCUACCUCGGCGGCGCCCUCUGGGGCCUCGUCCUCUUCGGCUUCAUGUACAUGUUCUUCCCCUACAGCUCUACCGGCGAGCUCGUCUAUGGCGGCAUCGCCGCCCUCAUCUUCAGCGCCUACAUCCUCGUCGACACCCAGCUCAUCAUGCGCCACCACCACGUCGAGGAGGAGAUUGCGGCCGCCAUCAGCCUGUAUCUCGAUAUUAUCAACCUGUUCUUGGCGAUUUUGCGCAUCUUGAACAGCCAGCAGAACAACUAAAGCUGGUCGCAACACACACACAAUACCCCUAUGUUCUAGUAGUAGCGUAAUUUGGAUUUCGUAAUCAGGCGGUCUCGGCUCCAGACAGGUUGCUUCGAGUAGAAAAGAGGCUGUUUUGUUAGUUCUUUUGUAAGGAAGCAGGGAUGCCAUAAGUGCUUAUUACACUGUCGGAUGCUGGAGUGAGAGUGCCGUUUGCGUGCUUGUCGUUCACAUGCCUCCUUCGUAGUAAAAUUGAUAUAAUACAAAUGGGUCA
Colletotrichum scovillei is the source of this 1379-nucleotide messenger RNA. RefSeq lists its product as uncharacterized. Gene Ontology annotation, cellular component: membrane. The record is from RefSeq and is a predicted model, not a curated record. NCBI's taxonomy places the organism in Eukaryota, Fungi, Ascomycota, Sordariomycetes, Glomerellales, Glomerellaceae. The transcript is spliced from 3 exons. Bases 281 to 1126 code for a protein of 281 amino acids.